GACGGAACUCGUCGUCUCUUGGUUCCGCAGUGAAAAUGGCCUCCCGUGCCGCGAGUGGCAGAUGAGCCGCAGUCCGCCGCCGUUCACAGACACUAUCGAGCCCCGUGGUCCGAGUCCCUUAACCCGGGUGUGUUGCGGAGCUCGUCGCGGUGGGUCUAGCGAGGCUGACGAGGCACACGAAGCCGCCGCCAUGCCUCACCCCCUGUGGCCGGAGCCGCUGUCCGCAGCCCAGCUCAAGCGGCUGGAGGAGCACCAGUACAGCGCGGCCGGCCGCUCGCUGGUCGAGCCCCCGUGUCAGGUCUACUGGAACUGGCUCGUGGAGCAGACGCCCACCUGGGUCGCCCCCAACACGCUGACCAUCGUGGGCCUGAUGGUCAACAUCGUGUCCACCGUGGUGCUCGUGUAUUAUUGUCCCACGGCCACGGAGGAGGCUCCGUGCUGGGCCUUCCUACUGAGCGCUCUGGGCCUCUUCAUCUACCAGUCUCUGGACGCCAUCGACGGGAAACAGGCCCGGAGGACAAACAGCAGCUCACCGCUCGGGGAGCUCUUUGACCACGGCUGCGAUGCCGUCUCCACAGUGUUUGUUGCUAUCGGAACAUGCAUCUCGUGUGGUAUCGGUAGAUUCCCAGACUGGAUGUUCUUCUGCGGCUUCAUUGGGAUGUUCAUGUUCUUCUGCGCCCACUGGCAGACCUACGUGUCCGGGACGCUCCGCUUCGGCCUGGUGGACGUCACAGAGGUGCAGUUCUCCAUCAUGAUCAUGUACGUGAUGUCGGCUUUCGGAGGCGUGGGCCUUUGGCAAACUACGCUGCCGAUCAUCGGGGUGCAGCUGUACGUCUUCCCCAUCGUGGGCAUCAUCGGAGGGGCCCUCUACUCCUGCUACAACUACUUCUAUGUCAUUUUGAACGGGGGUGUUGGCAAGAACGGCUCCACUGUGGCUGACACCAGCGUGCUGAGUCCUGGUUUGCACAUCGGCCUCAUCCUCACCGUGGCCUUCAUGAUUUUCAAGAUGUCUUCCAGCCGCCUGUUCGAGAACCACCCCUGUCUCUACCUGCUAGCCUUCGGCAUGGUCAUCGCCAAGAUCUCCAACAAACUGGUGGUCGCUCACAUGACUAAGAGUGAGUUGCACCUGGCAGACUCGGCCUUCAUCGGCCCGGGCCUCCUCUUCCUCAACCAAUACUUCAACAGCUUUAUAGACGAGUACAGCGUCCUCUGGAUCGCCACGAUCCUCUCUCUUCUGGAUCUCGUGCGCUACUGCACAGGCGUGUGCAUCCAGAUCGCCUCCCACCUGCGCAUCCAAGUGUUCAGCAUCACGCCGCCGGGCCAGAAGCACCGCGACUGACGGCCUGCCCGGCGGGAGGAGGCGGGGGGGGACACGGACAUCUCCCCGCUCCUGGAAGCAGACGAGAACCACGAGGGCGAGAAGCGACCCUCGGCCCUGAGCCACUGCAGCCUUGACAAAGUGACCACUUCGGAUUGAAAACUGCCUCUUUGAGCAGACGGGGAAAACAAAUUAAACCAACUGGACUCUACAAACCAAAAAUAAUAAUAAUACAGAAACGUUUGAAAAGCACGGAUACGUGGAAUAAGAAAAUUAGUUGGAACCAGAGUUCCCUUUAUAAUGGUUUUAAUUUAAUCACGAGUGCAUGUCCAAAUAAAAGAGUUUUACAUUUUGAAAGGUUACUCUUUACAAUUCAAUACCAAAAUGUUUAUAUUUCAGUGGAUAUUUCAGUUUUGGCAAAUAUCAAAGCAUUUUUAUCAGCUUUGAAUUUUUAAAAGAAAUUAAUCAUAUGGCGGUCGUGACCAUCAAAUUAAUCAAUAAAUCACUGAUAUUUUCCCAAACUGAAAAGAGAAGCCACCGAAACGUCUCUUAAUCGUUCUGUUUGUAUUUAUUAAAUGAAUGUGAAUCAAUCGGGGGGGGAAAAAUUAAUCGGUUUUGAAAAAAUACAAAAUGAAGUUUGCGAUAUGUCAGAUUGUCAGUGAGCUACAUGAAGGGGUAACGGUUUCGUGUUAAGGCUGAAGUUAUUUCAUCUCAUUCUACAGACGUGGAAAAUAAAGAUAUAAGAUUUACCUGCAGCCUUUUAGCGCCGUCAGCGGAUGAAGCGUUAACAUUGGACUCGUCCUGCUUUCUCUGUUCUUCUCCCUGAAGGGCUAACGCUAUAAUUAUGUGAUUGUACAGAAUUCAACUGAAGACGCCUUAAAAUAUUUUUGUUGUAAUUACUGUUAAUCUUUGUGCAUAUUUAAAGUUCUUUUCUUUUUUCCACUGAAAUGUCGCGAAACAUCGGAAGCUGUUCACUCGGGACAUUUCUUCACUUAUACAAAUGUAAAUUAUGUAUAGGUGAGUGAUUCAUUCGCAGAUUUGUUGGGUUGUCGGUAAUUUUUACUCAUUAUUCAGGUGCAUUCUGGAUGAAAAGGGAUAUUUCUGUAGUGCCGGGAAACUAUUUAGAGGUAAAAAAAAAAAAAUUAACCAGCGGUAUUCUUGAUUUGCUUAAAUAACAUCUCUUCAGGAUUGUGGACCUUAUAAAGAGACAUGUCCUAAAAAAAGUUGAUUUUGCAUAAGUGAGGAUCAAGUGUGGAACUAUGCAUCAGGACGUAUAACCUUGAUUUGUACACCAUGUUGCACUGUUGAAUUAUAGGAAGACGCCUUUCUACUAACAGACACAAGUGGAAACGAUUGUAAUAAAGAAAGUAUUUUUCCUGUG
This is a messenger RNA of Limanda limanda (common dab), 2699 nucleotides long. It is a transcript of the gene chpt1, whose product is annotated as choline phosphotransferase 1. Gene Ontology annotation, biological process: phospholipid biosynthetic process. The transcript has 8 exons. The record is from RefSeq and is a predicted model, not a curated record. NCBI's taxonomy places the organism in Eukaryota, Metazoa, Chordata, Actinopteri, Pleuronectiformes, Pleuronectidae. Gene Ontology annotation, cellular component: endoplasmic reticulum membrane; Golgi apparatus. Gene Ontology annotation, molecular function: diacylglycerol cholinephosphotransferase activity. The coding region runs from base 62 to 1339 and encodes 425 amino acids.